AUGACGGGUUGCAUUGCGCUUGAUGAUGGCUGCAGCGGUGCGCCGCGUUGCACUGCCGUUGUUUUUGCUGCGUGUGUGUACGCUGCAGAGGGCUGGCACACGGAGCCGGAACCGGCGUGUGCCAGCUGCCGCGGAGAAAGCGACGACGAAUGCGUACCUUCGGUGAGCGUUGGCGCUGCGUCCUCUUCCGGCGAUGGCGCCACAAGGAGAGGAGCGACUUGUGCCGGCGUGCACCGCCACCCCUCUGGUGCCUGCCUAGCGGACCCGUUCUACGAUCGCCUGUCAUCUGUCCCCAAUCCUCGCCUUGCCGUGUGCUGCGGCUUCUCACUCUCCUUCUUUAUUGUGCCGCCCUUCCCAGCGUCGUUGGUGCCGCUGCGCUCACACCGUGCGGUGCGUAAACGCUGCUGGGGCGACGUGCGUGCACAACACCUGAUCUGCUUCUCCACCAUUUACUCCGCUGUUUCCCCUACGCAGCUGUUGCGUACCGUGUGGGCCACCGCUGCCGCAUCGCGCUUUGUGGAUGGUGGCACCCUCUCAGCCCCCACGAGCGUCGUUCGAAACAACUCGGCGCCGUUGCGACGCGGCGGUGUGCUGGAUGGCACCGCAGCGAAGCCCACCGCGUACGCCGCAGCCGCAGCCGUGGCCGGCGGGGAGGACGUGGCGCGGAUCGCCGUGGUGUCUUCGGGCUUCCCUCCUCGUCCCCAUCGGCUGGCGGACCUUCCCUCCCUCCCUGCCACUGCCCGGCAGCCACCGCCGCGUGCAGCAAGCGCAGGCUAA
Leptomonas pyrrhocoris is the source of this 777-nucleotide messenger RNA. RefSeq lists its product as hypothetical. The transcript has a single exon. NCBI's taxonomy places the organism in Eukaryota, Euglenozoa, Kinetoplastea, Trypanosomatida, Trypanosomatidae. The record is from RefSeq and is a predicted model, not a curated record. Bases 1 to 777 code for a protein of 258 amino acids.